Molecule: messenger RNA, 1280 nt
Organism: Nymphaea colorata (pocket water lily)
Lineage: Eukaryota; Viridiplantae; Streptophyta; Magnoliopsida; Nymphaeales; Nymphaeaceae
Product: pathogenesis-related protein 1-like
Exons: 1
Coding region: 126-749 (207 amino acids)
Cellular component (GO): extracellular region
Source: RefSeq, a predicted model, not a curated record
UUUCAGGCCCACGUCUCAAUAGUAACAAGAAAAAACCGCUGAACUGGCCUGCACAAGGCUCUUCGGUGCAGAUUAAGCCUCUGAAAUCCACAGACGCUUCUUGUUUUGCCAUCCAAUCGACCACAAUGGCCGAGCGAUGGGCAGCGCUGCUCGUCGUCGCCGUCGUCCACCUGUGCGCUCACGUCCUCCGCGUCCAUGGCGAACUCGGCAUCGGAGGAGAGAUCCAAAUAGGGUUUCCAGGCAUUGGAGGAGGCUUCUUCGGGGGCAGCGGCGGGCAGGGAGACGACGUUCAACCGCCGCCGCCCGUGGACGACGGCCGCCGAGCGAGGAUGCCGUCGGCGAGGGAGUUCCUCCUGCACCACAACGUCGUCCGGGCGCACCUCGGCGAGCAGCCGCUCCGCUGGAGCCACGACCUUGCGCGCUACGCCCGGCGGGUGGCCAACCACCGCCGCGGCGACUGCGCGCUGCAGCACUCGCUUGGGCCCUACGGCGAGAACCUGUUCACCGGGAGCGGGAACGACUGGCGGCCGGUGGACGCCGUCAACAUGUGGCUGUCGGAGUACCAGUUCUACGAUCCGACGACCAACACUUGCUGGCCGGACAAGAUGUGCGGCCACUACACGCAGAUGGUGUGGAGGGACACCGAGCGGCUCGGGUGCGCGCGCGCGGAAUGCGACGGCGGCGGAGUCUUCAUCAUCUGCAGCUACGAUCCUCCAGGCAACUGGCUGGGGGAAGGCCCCUUUGAAUGAGCUAUCCAUACCCUCACAUCUACCUUUAUGUGUGUUGUGUGCAUGCGCACCCACCCACCCACUGCUUUUAAGGAGAUUGAGUUGCUUAUGGGCACGCAACUAAGAGUAGGGGGACAUUUUAGUAAUUUAAAAAAUGUGUCUUUUAUAAUUUUUGUUUUUUCCAAAGUUUUUUUUUUGGGUGUGAAGGACAGUAUUUUUGUCAUAAUCAUUGAAGCAUGAAAAUUUAGUUCACCAAUAUAACCAGGUUUGGCCUUUAAACCCUAAUUAAAUAGAUAAAACAUUACUUUUUCACUUGCAAACCUGCUUAUAUGUUCGGCCCAAACACAUGUCUUAUGCCGGGAGCUUACUGCAAAAGAAGAUUUAAGGGUCUUCGAAUAUGUUCGAGGCCAAACAUAUAGCUGGUCUCAAAUAUUCAUGUUGUGAACGAGGCUUUGAACUUUUGCAUCUUUUGGGUGUGGAUUUUCUUUUUGUCUCUCUUUUGUUUUGUAACUGUUUGGCAAUGAAGACAGGCAUUUUACAUGCUGAUGUAAA